GAUGCAAUUUUUGGUAAAAUCUUCAGGAAGAGUGGGAUACUUCGGAUUUGCUACAGCAGCUGCUACUCAUAAGGAUAUAGCUGGAAAGAAUUUCUUAAAAUUUUAAAGCAAAUAUGCAGAAUAUGUCACUCAAUUCAAUCAAAAGCUGUAAGAGCAUUAUCUUUAAUCAUGUAGUGAAGCUAUUGAGAAAGAUAAUAAGGCACCAAAUGUUGCACCUCAAGGUAAAGCAUUCGAGCAUCCAUAUAAUAAUCCACAUAAUCCAGUUAACUUCAGUGGUGUAAGUGUUAAAUAUUAUAUCAUAGAUUAAAUCAUCUGAAUUGUUUUACAACUUCAUUGGACCAGAAUAAGUGUCACCACAUUAUGAAAAUUUCCUUGUUGCAAGAAAAUAUCUUCUUUUAACUUAUGGAGGAUUGAUUGUUAUUGGAUUUGCAGCAGGCACAACAAAUCUUCAUUGGAUUGCUAAAUCAUCAUUCUUACCAUUCUUAUUCUGGAUGCAAAUUAUGUAUUUCUACUUGGAAGGUCGUAAAUCAUUUAUGAAACCAUUACUUGCUAGAUUUUACAGAAGAGUAGCUGGAAAUGAAUGUUUCUAAUUAGAUCAAUAUUAUCAUGAAAAUAUGUAACUUAAAAUUCGCACACUACUUGAAGCAGCUAAAGGAUAGAUUGAAUAUGGAUAAUUACAUAAAGAAUUCAGAGAUGUUAAAGCAGAAUUAAUUAAUACUGUAUUUAUUAAUAAAUUAUAUUCUUUAGUUUCUUAUGAAUGAAUAAUUAAAUCUAUAGAGACAUGUUGUUGAGAGAUCAUAAAA
This is a messenger RNA of Paramecium pentaurelia, 803 nucleotides long. Lineage: Eukaryota; Ciliophora; Oligohymenophorea; Peniculida; Parameciidae. The record is from the annotation of a GenBank genome assembly.